Molecule: messenger RNA, 885 nt
Organism: Botrytis fragariae
Lineage: Eukaryota; Fungi; Ascomycota; Leotiomycetes; Helotiales; Sclerotiniaceae
Exons: 1
Coding region: 1-885 (294 amino acids)
Source: RefSeq, a predicted model, not a curated record
AUGCAUUUCUCAAAGAUUAUCGCUGCUGCUUUCCUCGCCGCUCCCCUGGUAGCUGGCCAAUCCUCUGCUUUCGGUGGAGCUGCCCCAACUGGUACAGGUGAGAUUGGAUCCCGCCCUACCGGUGGUGCUGGUGGAUUUGGCGGUGCUUCCCCAUCUGGCGGUUUCGCCAUGGCUUCCGGCGGAGCUGGAGGACGUGGAGGACACCACAGUGGUGGUGCUCAACCAACUGGUUCAUCAAACUUCGGAAACAGCAAGGCGCAACAGUCCGGCGUUGCUCAAGCUUCCGGCAAGGGUGGCCGCAAGGGUGGAAAGGGUGGAAAGGGAGGCGCUUCUGGAAGUGGCUUCGGUGGUGCAUCAAAGACUGGUUCCUCUGGAGCUAAGGCCACUGGAGGUGCUAAGGCUUCCGGUCAUCAAAGACGUCAACAAAGCAGUGCUGCCUCUGCACCAGGUGGAGAGAUGCAACAACCAACUGGCUCCGCCGGUGGCUCCAAGCCAACUGGAGCUCGUCCAUCCGGUGCUGCUCAAGCAUCAGGUGGAUUCGGAGGUCACAGUGGAGGUCACAACGGUGGCCACGGACACAGCAGUCAAGGAGGUGCUUCCCCAACUGGCGCCAAGUUCCGUAACUUCAAAGCUAAGCCAUCUGGUACUUUCUCCCAAGGUGGUGCUAGACCAACUGGUGGAUUCGGUGGCAAACAAGGUGGUGCCUCCCCAUCCGGAGGAUUCCGCGGUCAACAAGGUGGUGCCUCCCCAUCUGGAGGAUUCGGUGGAAACCAAGGCGGUUUCCCAUCUAGCUUCCCAUCCGGAGCUGCUCCAUCAGGAUUCGGAGGUGCUUCCCCAUCUGGCUUCGCAUCCGGCUCUGCUGCCGCUCCUCAACCUACAUCUUAA